Linum tenue is the source of this 2642-nucleotide messenger RNA. The record is from the annotation of a GenBank genome assembly. NCBI's taxonomy places the organism in Eukaryota, Viridiplantae, Streptophyta, Magnoliopsida, Malpighiales, Linaceae.
AUUUCCCCUCUCUCUAUUUCUCCGCCAUCUACCAAAAUACAAUUUCCCUCCCAAAAUUGUCCGUACUCCCGCCCCAAAGCCUCACCGGCAGAGCUCUGUUCGACGGAGGGGAAAAUGGAAGAAGCACAAGGCGAGGUUGUUGCAACGGAGCAGAGCAAGAUGAAGAGUAGCAAGCAGCGGAGGAACGUCAUUGCUUUCACCGGCGGCGCGGCGGUUCUCGUCCUCGCUGCAAACUUGGCAAUCUACGCCUUCAGUUCCCACCGGAAGAGAAAGUCCGAUAAGAAAGGUCUUCAAGGCUCCAGCGUUCGAAUUAAUCUGUCUGCGUCGGAGAUUCUCAAAUUGGCUGAUCGAAUCGUCGCGAAGUCGAAGCAAGUUCACGAUGCAGUGGCUUCAGUGCCUCUUGACAAGGUCACGUAUGAAAACAGUAUCUCGCUGAUGGCGGAUUUGGAGGCGGAGCAAUUUGCUUUGAUUCAGUCUUGUCUAUUUCCUAAGUUUGUAUCUGAUUCCGAGGAUGUCCGGAAAGCAAGCGUUGAAGCAGAGCGGAGAAUCGAUGCACAUGUUCUGGCUUGCAGUAAAAGAGAAGACUUGUACCGAGUAGUUAAAGCUUUUUCGGUGAAGGGAGAUUGGACCAACCCGGAAGCUAAACAAUACAUUAAGUGCCUGAGCUUAGAAAAGGACGCGGGCAGAAAAUAUAAGAUUUAUAUGAGAAGCAAUCAUAUUGUUGCAGUGCUGGAACUUUGCAAGGUAGGACAAACAAGGAAGAGAGUUGCGGUGGCGUAUGGGAAGAGGUGUGGGCAGGUUGAACAGCGGCACAAAUAUGCUCGCUUACUUGGCUACUUGAACUUUGCAGAAUUUGCUCUUGAUCUUAGGAUGGCAAAGACAUCCGCAAAGGUAUUUGAUUUCUUGGAAGAUAUCUCUGGCAGUUUGACACAUUUGGCAACUAGGGAACUCUCCAUUCUGAAGGACAUAAAGAAGAAUGAGGACGGAGAUCUCCCAUUUGGAAUUGAGGAUCUAUUGUAUUAUAUCAAGAGGUCCGAGGCAAAGCACUUUGACCUAGACUUCAAAGCUCUAAAACAGUUCUUUCCUGUGGAUUUGGUACUAUCUGGCAUCUUCAAAGUAAUCCAAGAUCUCUUUGGAUUAAGAUUUGAGGAAAUUGGGAAUGUUGAGGUUUGGCAUCCAGAUGUUAGUGUCUUUUCAGCCUUUGACUUGACUUCUGGGGAAUUACUGGGGCAUUUGUAUCUUGAUCUGUACACAAGGGAAGGAAAAUAUGGUCAUACAUGUGUUUUGGCGCUUCAAAAUAGUGCAUUAUCACAGGAUGGGACUCGACAGGUAACUUAUAAGUCUGUAACCCUAACUCUCAAAAUUUGUAUUAGGAGCUUGUCUGAUUAUUCUGAUUCCGUAGUGUGCUUAGAAGUCUGUUUUUGUCUCCAGAUAGCUAUGGCAUUACUCAUAUCUCGUUUGCAGAAGGGAAAAGAAGGGAAUCCUUGUUUGUUGAGGUUUUCCGAAGUAGUUAGUCUCUUCCAUGAAUUCGGGCACGUGGUCCAAAAUAUCUGCAACCGCGCAUCAUAUACCAGGUUCUCUGGUAUGCGUGUUGAUCCUGAUUUUGUCGAGAUCCCUGCUCUGUUGAUGGAGAACUGGUGCUAUGAGAGCUCCAUAUUGAAGUUGAUAUCUGGGUUCCAUCAGGAUAUCACAAUGCCGAUCAAGGACGAAACUUGCAAGUCCCUGAAAAGAUGGCGGUACUCAUUUUCUUCUCUUAAAUUGAAGCAGGAGAUUCUUUAUUGUCUUUUUGAUCAAAUCGUACAUUCUGCUGAUAAUGUGGACAUUGUCGAGUUAUACAAGCAUCUUCAUCUAAAGGUCAUGUUAGGGCUGCCAAUGUUGGAAGGCACCAACCCAGCUUCGUGUUUCCCUCGUAGUGCCAUAGGUUAUGAAGCAGCGUGCUACAGUCGAAUAUGGAGCGAGGUGUUUGCAGCUGAUAUCUUCGCGUCCAAGUUUCGUGGCAAUCUCUUGAACCACCAAGUCGGCAUUCAGUUCCGGAACCAGGUAUUAGCCCCUGGAGGAGCGAAAGAGCCCAUUGAACUCUUAACCGAGUUUCUCGGCAGAGAACCCUCCGUUCAAGCCUUCAUAGACAGCCAAUCUCAACACUAAACGGGGAAAAAAAAUCGCCAGAAAAGUGAACGUUUUCCGGUUGACUAAUUCAGUCUACUCCAUCGUACGUUCUUUUAACCCCACUUUCGUAGUUCGUCCGUUGGGUUGGCGGGUUCCAUGUUCUAUCAUCAUUGUUCAGUUUCUUUUACCCUUCACAAACACGCUAGGUAUCAAAGGCGGAAAAGAAGAAGAAAAACAAAACGGAAAAUGAAGAAUCAUUUUUUCCCUUUUGUGGGGUCAAAAGAACAUGUUCUUAUUCUUCUUCCUGUUGUUGCUUUAAUUCAACUUCUCUUUCCUUCUGUUCUCAGUGUUUAGCUCGGUUAUAAACUUAAAUCUCAAAGGUAGAGUGCUUUAGCUGGCGAAAUCUCAUUCAUUUUCGAUCCAUCAAUUGAGAACGCGUAAGAGUGUCAUUGCAAUCAAGAACUCUUUCAUUACACGAUAGUCUUCCGUCUUCUAAAUGUUAUUGUCCAUUAUAAUUCAUAGAAGUUAGCGGUGUG